UCCCUUUAAGAGUCAGUUUCACUCCCCCCAUUCAUCCCCCCCCCCCGCUUUCUCGCGCUGGGAGGGAGAAGGGAGGGGGUGCGGGGGAACCUCGGUAGGGAUUGGUGCAGCCGCCAAGGCUAGAGGGGGGCUCCUCUCCUCCUUCCUAGACCUCCCCCCAUCCCCCCACCCCCGUCAGUGCGGUGGAAAAGGGCAGUUCCGUCUAGCGCUGACGUCAGGCCGUCUGCCUGCCUCAGUCCCGUAUCUCCAUAUGAAACCCAAUCUCCUUGGACUUGAAGGAGGAGGCGGAGGAGGCGGAGUGGCUGGGGAAGCCGCCGCCGGGAGUCCGUCGCUCCGUCCGGCCAGCGCAGAAACAGAGUAGUAGCUAGGCGCUUUCCGCCGGCGCUGGGGCAAGAGAAACUUACCGAGAGGCUGGAGAGAAGGGGAGCCGGGGGGAGGGAAGAAAGAGCAGCGAGGUCCUCCCCCCUGUUUGACUGUGUCUUCCCCCCACCGUUUUUUGGGUUUGGUUUUGUUUUAUAACUUAAUUUUUCCAGAAUUGUAUUUUUUUUUUAAAGAGAGAAAAGCGCAUUGCCUUCUCUACCCUCCCCGGGCUGGAGCAGCGGCAGCCGCAGGAUCCUCCUUUAUGUGGUGCCUCCCGGAGACCCCCUCGCUCUUCUCCAAGUCCCCCGUUUUCCUCUCCCUCCUUUUUAAAUGUAUAACUUAAUGGGUCUCAACAGCACCGCGGCCGCCGGGCAGCCCAAUGUGUCCUGCACAUGCAACUGCAAAAGGUCUUUGUUCCAGAGCAUGGAGAUCACGGAAUUGGAGUUCGUGCAGAUAAUCAUCAUUGUGGUGGUUAUGAUGGUAAUGGUGGUGGUGAUUACGUGCCUGUUGAAUCACUACAAGCUCUCUGCCCGCUCCUUCAUCCACCGGCACAGCCAAGGGCGGAGAAGAGAAGAGAACCUCUCUUCGGAAGGAAGUCUGUGGCCUUCAGAAAGCACAGUGUCAGGCAGUGGCCUCACAGAGCAGCAGAUCUACGCACCACCACGCUCAGCAGACCGCCUGACGGUGCCAUCCUUCCUUCAGAGGGACCGAUUCAACCGCUUUCAGCCCACCUACCCUUAUUUGCAGCAUGAGAUAGACCUCCCACCCACCAUCUCCCUCUCUGAUGGAGAAGAGCCACCCCCCUACCAGGGCCCAUGCACACUUCAGCUCCGGGACCCAGAGCAGCAGAUGGAACUCAACCGUGAGUCUGUCCGAGCCCCACCUAACAGAACCAUCUUUGAUAGUGACUUAAUAGACAAUUCCAUGUAUGGGGGGCCCUGCCCUCCAAGCAGUAACUCUGGUAUCAGCGCCACAUGUUACGGGAGCAACGGGAGGAUGGAAGGACCACCACCGACGUACAAUGAAGUGAUCGGGCACUAUCCUGGGUCAACAUUUUACCAACACCAGCAGAACAAUGGGACGCCCUCCUUACUGGAGAACAAUAGACUUCACCAGUCACAAAUCAGUAGCCUCGAGAGCACAAUUGCAUGGAACAAAGAUAAAGAGAAGCAAAAAGGACACCCCUUUUAAAAUCCAAGAGAAGGAAACACACAAACACACAUACAUACACAGAAAAAAAGUAAAUUAAACACUCUGCACUUCUUAAAAGAAAAAG
This is a messenger RNA of Vombatus ursinus (common wombat), 1636 nucleotides long. RefSeq names its product prostate transmembrane protein, androgen induced 1 (gene PMEPA1). Bases 691 to 1551 code for a protein of 286 amino acids. The record is from RefSeq and is a predicted model, not a curated record. Gene Ontology annotation, biological process: negative regulation of transforming growth factor beta receptor signaling pathway. The transcript is spliced from 4 exons. Gene Ontology annotation, molecular function: R-SMAD binding. Gene Ontology annotation, cellular component: early endosome membrane; Golgi membrane. NCBI's taxonomy places the organism in Eukaryota, Metazoa, Chordata, Mammalia, Diprotodontia, Vombatidae.